GCAGGGAAAGGGCAGGAGGGGAGAAAUGGCUUACUGUAGCAUGGACGAGCUUUAACCGUUAAUGCCUGAAGUAGUUUGCUGCGAUUCGAGACACAGAGUUAAACUCGGGAGACUGCUUUAGGAGGAGAUGGAGGUGUAGAUGGGAGUCUAAAGACUAGUUCUACACUUGUAUACUGUACUAUUCAGGGCGCCGAAAGCGGUUAAGAUAGCGGGAGAGAUCCGGGGGUGAGUGGCAGAUCCUGAUUGGAGUUGACAACCUCCACUCUUCCAGCCCCUUUUUUCCCCUCCCAAACCAGGAAAUUGAGUUUGUACAGCGAGAAGAGAAUCCCGUUCAGCCCUUCGGUGGCAGGAUAGAUGAGGAAGUGCUCGUUAUCGGCAUUGUUUUGUUCACUUUUCUCGCUUUGGGACUCGGAGCAGCUGAACAAUGAGUGAGCUGAGUGUAUGCAGCGCGAGGGCCACAGUGAUGGUGUAUGAUGAAACUGGAAAGCGCUGGGUGGCGGCUGGCACCGGCGCUCAGGUGAUCAGUCGUGUUCAAAUCUACCACAACCCUACCACCAACAGCUUCAGGGUAGUGGGGAGGAAGAUGCAGCCUGAUCAGCAGGUGGUGAUGAACUGUCCAAUUGCAAAAGGACUGAAAUACAAUCAGGCCACGCCCAAUUUCCAUCAGUGGCGAGAUUCGAGGCAAGUUUGGGGUCUAAACUUCAGCAGUAAGGAGGAUGCUACACUCUUCGCCAAUGGCAUGAUGCAUGCACUGGAAAUGCUCAGUGGAGACGGAGGAUUUUCUGCAAGCCCUCGUAUGAUGUCAAAUGGACCGACACAGGAGGAGCUGGAUCAGCAAAGAAGAUUGGAACAACAGAGACUGGAGCAACAGGAAAGAGAAAAACUAGAAAGGGAAAGACUUGAAAGAGAGAGACUAGAGAGAGAAAGACUGGAGAGAGAGCGACAAGCUGCUUCAGUGAUGAUUCCUCCUGCUCCUCCUCUUGCACCCGGAGGCCCACCAGCUCCUCCUGCUCCACCUCCUCCACCCGGUCCCCCUCCCUCUUUUGGAGGUGCACCCCCACCCCCACCAGGGCCCCCACCUUCUGGUGGAGGUGCACCACCUCCUCCAGCACCACCCCUACCCUCUCCUUCAAGUGGGGGAGAUGGAGGGGGUUUAGGGGGAGGAGGACUUGCUGCUGCUCUUGCUGGAGCAAAACUACGCAAAGUCGCCAAGACGGAUGAAGGUGGUACAGCAGCUCCUGCUGCUGCUCCUGCUCCUGCUAAACCUGAUUUGAGCCGCUGUAGUGGGUCUGGGUCUAGUGGAGGAGGUGGAGGGCUGAUGGGAGAGAUGAGUGCCAUACUUGCAAGACGGAGGAAAGCGGCAGACAAAGGGGAGAAAGCUCCUCCGGCCCCAAAGGCAGAAGAGCCCAGUAAUGACGAUUCCGAGUCCCAAGGCCAAAGCGACACGUUACGGAGGCCGUGGGAGAAGUCUGCCACCAUCCCCAGGAAUAACUCUGUUACCCGAGGUCUGGAGUCACCUGCCUUCACUGCUCUGACUCCCAGGCUAAAAGCAGGCGUGUCAUCGAAUGAGGCUGAGAGUGGAGAUGAUUCGGAACUGGAUAGAGUCAAACAGGAGCUGCUGGAGGAAGUGAGGAAAGAGCUGCAGAAAGUCAAGGAGGAAAUUAUUGGAGCAAUCAUUCAGGAGUUACAGAGAAGAAGCACAUAGUGUCUCUCUCUCUCUCUCUCUCUCUCUCUCUCUCUCUCUCUCUCUCUCUCUCUCUCUCUCUCUCUCUCUCUCUCUUUCUUACACACACUCUCUUACAAAUGCAAAUAUAUGCAGGGACUUAAUCCAUUUAGCCUCAUUUUCAUUUGAAAUCAUCCAGUCUUUAUUUUAAUUCCCCCAUUGUUAUCUUAUCAACGCUGUCAUUAUUAUCAUUGCCAUUUCUCAGAAAAGUUUACACAUCGUUUUUUUGGGUGUUAAUGAAAAAUUUAUAUAAUUAACACCAGUUACUGUAAAAGCUCAGUGGGUGCACACACACACACACACAUACACACACAGCAACAACACCAGAGUCGCACUCAUGUGCAGGUAGGAAGUAAAUGCACGACUCAUAAUCACUCUAACUGGGUCUGUGUUGUGCUACAAAUUGAGGUGUACAGCCAAUUGCAAGACUGCGUACUGCUCCUAAAGAGCACCACUAAUUUCUAUGUCCUGUAAAUAUGCGUAGGCAUCAGUGCCGUAGUGAAUUGUUUUAUGGAACUAGCAAGCAGGUGAGGUAGCUUGAGUUAGAAGUAUUUCCUCAGUUCAGGGUUCAAACUGCGCACUAUGCACUCUAUUCUUACACUAUGUAGUCCUUUUAUCAGGCAGGAACACAAAUCAAACACUAGUGCUUCCCACUAAACGUGAAUAACACUUCAUGAUGCUAAGCUGUGCCGGAAAACAGCUGCACAUUUUAAAACCCACCCCAAGUCUUUUCUCCUCCUCGUAUGUGUGGCGUGAUGGAAUUUUUGAUGGCCAUUUAUAAAAACUGUAAACCAUAAAAGGCCUCCAAUGGCUGUGCGUCUUCCACUGCAGAGAGCAGACUGCAAACCACCAAGCAUUAAAAGUAUGCAGCAUGUUGUUUCUGAUCAGUCCUAGUACAUCGUUCAGGUAUUAAUAGUACACUACAUCUCACUGAUGUUCCCAGUGUGCACUACGCAGUACACAAUCUUACAUUUGAAAAACCACAGAUUUCUAAUGAAUAACUAUAUAUUAGUGGCCUAUUGGAGUAGAUAGAUAUUAUAUAAUAGUUGGCCAUGUAGGCAGCCUUGGAGGGUAGUUUUUUUUACAUCACUGUUUGAUGCAGAUACUCAGUUUGUGUAACUCGUGGCCUAAAAUAGAGUUUGAUACUCUGAUGAGCCUGGUGUUUUCUAGACAGACAUAUUUGUAUAAAGUUGAGACUGUUUGUCUUUGUACAGCCAUUUAGACUCUCAGGAUAGUGAUAUGAUUUAGUCUUUACAUAUUUUCUUUCAGCAAACACUUCUAUCCAGAGCAGCUUAGAGUGACACGGUGAACACUAGAGGAAUGAUAAGAGAGUCCGACUUGUGUCGAGAGAUCAGAGGCAGCGUGUAGAAACAAUCGCUGGAGUACACAGAGGGUUCUAAAUUUUUGUCCCCUAGCAGUCUAGCUAGACAGUUCUCAAACACCAACAAUAGUGGAGUAGGUACACUGUUACUCUAAUGAGUUGAUGGAUAGAGACACACACCCACACACAGUCGCUCUGGGAUUUAUUGAUUGAAUUACAUAAAAUAAACACACUAAACCAGGCACCUUUUGCCUCCUGAGCACAAUCGCACAGUCGCUAUGCAAAGCUUCAUUCAAUUGUAAUCGCAAAAAAAAAAAACAAAAAAAAAACCAACAUUUCAAAAGAACCAAAUUUAAAUAAUCAAUUGGAGUUGACUCCGAUUCCACGUGUUGAAGGAGUUGUUCCACACAGUCUUUUUGGUUGCAUGUCUUUGACGAUGAACUCGAGCUUUUUUUUUGUUUGUUUAAUGCUUGAAUAAACUUACGCUAACAUUUACCUAUAUUUAAACAUG
Messenger RNA from Silurus meridionalis, 3555 nucleotides. It is a transcript of the gene vaspb, whose product is annotated as vasodilator stimulated phosphoprotein b. Gene Ontology annotation, biological process: neural tube closure; positive regulation of actin filament polymerization; axon guidance. The coding region runs from base 425 to 1705 and encodes 426 amino acids. The transcript is spliced from 14 exons. The record is from RefSeq and is a predicted model, not a curated record. Gene Ontology annotation, molecular function: SH3 domain binding; profilin binding. Lineage: Eukaryota; Metazoa; Chordata; Actinopteri; Siluriformes; Siluridae.